CUCGGCGAGCAAAGUCUUAUUUGAUUCAGUCAUAUUCGGAUCGUGAUCAAACAUGGGGAAGUACCUACGUUCAUUGCUGAAUAAAAAUGUGCUUGCUAUUUUCACUGGCCUGCUUCUUUUAUGUGUAUUCUUAUAUGUCUGGAUUCAAUACGUAAGAUGGCCAACGAAAGAAUUUAAAGCUUUGAAGCGACGAAAACAGGACGGGAAAUCUUUCAAAAAUGAGGAUAUGGUCAUCAAGCCUGAAAUGGACCAACUUGAUCCUCGUCUUCAUGCAUUGAUUCGACGAGACCACGUCAUUCGACCACUCCAAAGACGUCUUCCUUAUUUUUUGUCAAGUCCAACCAAAGAUCCUUCAAUGGGACAAGGUCAAUCGAUUCGAAAGUUAUUUCGGAACCAGACAAAUGGCUUCUUUAUUGAAUGCGGUGCUUUGGAUGGCGAAACUCGAUCCAAUACAUUGGGCCUGGAACGAGAUCUCCAAUGGACUGGUAUUCUCAUUGAAGGCGAUCCUAAUUCAAUUUCAACAAUUUUGUCCAAAGGUCGAAAGUCUUAUGUGGUGCCACAUUGCUUGGCUACCAAAAAGGAAACAAUGAAAGUCAGUUAUGGCUCGUACUACAAUUUGGGUCGGAUUGUAGAUGUGAAGCCAGGCAGGAAAGAGCAAAAGUUGGUGGACGUCAUGUGCUUGCCUUUGUUUGCUAUUCUCAAAGCCUUGGAGGUUCCUCAAGUGGACUAUUUCAGCCUUGACGUGGAAGGCAAUGAGUUGGAUGUGCUCAAGACUAUUCCUUGGGACGAAGUUAACAUACUCGCACUAUCCGUGGAAUUUACUCACAUUGGAGAGUCUCACACCACUGGCACCAAGUCUGAAUUGCAGUCCUUUAUGGAGUCUAAAGGCUAUAGAAUAAUUUCCAAAGUAAUCAAUGCUGGCCGACUGGCCAACGAUUUCAUAUUUGUCAAAAGAGGUGUCUUUGACGGGGUUUCAGUGCCAGAUGUAAUUUCUUAGACACCUUUAGCAUAAGUAGAUAGCACUUUUUAUUGUCCAAUUUGAUUAUUGUCCCCAUACAUGCCUACUACUACUUGUUUGACGUGCAAUAAAAAACUAGCACGAUUCAGAGCCGAACUGAGUUCAUCUUGGCUUAUUUCACAAAAGAAAUAAAGUGCUUUAUUGUCAUGGCUGA
Messenger RNA from Tigriopus californicus, 1172 nucleotides. RefSeq lists its product as uncharacterized. The record is from RefSeq and is a predicted model, not a curated record. Lineage: Eukaryota; Metazoa; Arthropoda; Copepoda; Harpacticoida; Harpacticidae. The transcript has 4 exons. Bases 53 to 997 code for a protein of 314 amino acids.